AGCAAUAUAAACCCAGAGACAACAUUCAGUUUCAGUAGACACCAGCCGACCACAGCCAACACAGACUCAAGAUGCCUUUCAAGCCACACUACCUGUUGGUGUCCCUGACUCUCUGCUGGUCCGUGGCUCUUCAAGCAUUCCCCAUGAACGGCUGUGCUGCAUGUCAGAAGUGUCGCUGCAUCCGGACGUCCUCUGCUUUCAUCUCUCCUCGGCUGUUCCACAGGAUAGAGAUCCUACCUCCAGGUGCCCACUGUCGUCAAACAGAGAUCAUCGUUACCAAGAAGGACAAAGCCACCGUCUGUGUGACUCCAGAUGCAAGAUGGAUCAACAAAGUCAUUGUCAAGUUACAAAGUACCAACAAGAAGAAGAGAAGUGCAGAACUUCCUCAUCUCAACCACCAUUGAGUGAAUUGGAACAGGAAUGUAUCAAGUUGGAGCUAAAUGGAAAUGUGAUACCAAUGUAAUACCAAUGUGAUACCAAUGUGAUACAAAUGUAAUACCAAUGUGAUACCAAUGUGAUACCAAUGUAAUACCAAUGCGAUACCAAUGUAAUGCCAAUAUAAUACCAAUGUGAUACCAAUGUGAUGCCAAUGGAUUCUAUUCAAAUACGAUUCCAAUACCAACGUAAUUAGUUUAUCUUAAAUGAUUUCAGUAUGUAUUGAAUGUGAUUAUUUAAUGUUUUUUUUUAAUCAUGUAUUGGGUCUACCCUUGAAAAAUAAACACAACCUAUACAACAUGUACAAAACAUGAGCAUUUUAUUGCCUGAGGAGGAGGAAGGGUGAAAUGCACAUGUUUACCAUCUUGUUGAUGUGAGCAUCAUUAUCCCAUAAAGUCAGUCAGCCUCUGAUGGGUUGACAUAA
Messenger RNA from Oncorhynchus tshawytscha (Chinook salmon), 859 nucleotides. RefSeq names its product C-X-C motif chemokine 13. Bases 72 to 404 code for a protein of 110 amino acids. Gene Ontology annotation, biological process: cellular response to lipopolysaccharide; inflammatory response; chemokine-mediated signaling pathway. Gene Ontology annotation, molecular function: CXCR chemokine receptor binding; chemokine activity. The transcript is spliced from 4 exons. The record is from RefSeq and is a predicted model, not a curated record. Gene Ontology annotation, cellular component: extracellular region. Lineage: Eukaryota; Metazoa; Chordata; Actinopteri; Salmoniformes; Salmonidae.